Molecule: messenger RNA, 944 nt
Organism: Xyrauchen texanus (razorback sucker)
Lineage: Eukaryota; Metazoa; Chordata; Actinopteri; Cypriniformes; Catostomidae
Product: histone H1.0-B-like
Exons: 1
Coding region: 202-801 (199 amino acids)
Biological process (GO): nucleosome assembly; negative regulation of DNA recombination; chromosome condensation
Cellular component (GO): nucleus; nucleosome
Molecular function (GO): double-stranded DNA binding; nucleosomal DNA binding; structural constituent of chromatin
Source: RefSeq, a predicted model, not a curated record
GGAGGAUAAUAUACACACUUUUCGGAGCGCGCUAAUUUCUCACAUCGAAAUACAUAUUUAAAAUCAGAAAUCAACGAAGGACGCAGGUCAGGUGUGACGUGGCUGCAAUUAGAAGAAUUUUUCCGUUUUCGAGUUUUUGACAGUUCGCUCCAGGUUUUUGUUUCAAAUCCUCCAGGACUGACCAAAACUCUUUUUUUGGCCAUGGCUGAGACGGCAGCGGCCCCCGCGUCCAAACCCAAGAAGGCGAAAAACGCCAAGAAAGCGACGUCGCAUCCCAAAUACUCCGACAUGAUCAAAGCGGCCAUCGUCGCCGAUCGGAGCCGCGGCGGCGCGUCGCGUCAGUCCAUCCAGAAGUACGUGAAAAAUCACUACAAGGUGGGAGAUAACGCCGACUCCCAGAUCAAACUCGCCCUCAAGCGCCUGGUGGUCAGCGGGCUCCUACGUCACACCAAGGGCAUCGGAGCUUCGGGCUCCUUCAAGCUGGCCAAAGCGGAGGAACCCAAGAAGCCCGAGAAGCCCAAACCGGCGCCGGUGAAAGUCAAGAAGCCAGCCAAAGCCGCCCCCAAACCCAAGAAAGCUCCCAAGCCCAAGAAAGUGGCGAAAUCCCCCGCGAAGACCAAGAAAGUCGCGGAGAAAAAAGUGAAGAAGGUGGCCGAAAAGAAGAAGUCGCCCGUCAAAGCCAAGAAAGUUGCCAAGAAGGCGAAGGUGGCCAAACCGGCCAAGGCGAGCAAAGCGAAGAAGGUGAAAACGGCGAAACCCAAAUCAAAAACAGCGGCCAGGAAAACGGGCAAAAAGAAGUAAACAAACUCCAUUCCGACGGACUGACUUGGUGUAAAUACACUUUUGAAGCAAAUGUUUUUUUGGUAUAUUGUUAUUUUUGUACGGGGUCUUUGUGCGCGGGUUUUCAACCCGACAUUUUCAGAAACUUUUUUUGUGCACAAUCA